CUUAUUUGAUACCACUACAGUUCAAGCAGUGAACAUUCCAAGCUUACAUAUUGUAGGCCUUCAUGUCGGAAUACUGGAAAUUCUGUUUCGUUGAAGUUGGACUGCCUAUCAUUCUGUGUGGAGACUCCGGAAUUGUGGAAAUGGGAUUGUUCUGGCCCAUGAUGUCAAUUGGGAUAUCCAUGCAGGAAACGAGGAAGAUCGUGUUUUAAAAUCGAAACAGAACCAAAUGUUCAUUAUUUGUUAAUUGUUGAUCAGAACACAAUGUCGACUUACAUACCCAACCGACUACUGUCCUUCAGGAUUUCACAAACGUUGUGCUCCGUGCAUGUUCUCCGUGUUGUUUGGUGUUUCCACGGUCAUCCACCGCCUGAUUCUAGUCAACUUAUCGACCACAUAUUCACAGCGUUGUUAUCCCUCCUAUCAACACUUCUGGCUGCUCUUUUCAGUAUUCUCAAACAACACUCUGUUCGAUUGAAAAUAAACAUUUACGAGCGCUACAGUCCGAAAAAGUCCCGUUCACGUGUCGAGUCUCGCCGGAAGCCGUUACGUAUACGGCGGGUCUCCCCUGACACGGUUAACAUCGGGAAAAUUCCAUACUCCCUCCCUGCGCUAUCUUCAGCUGUCAGAUACCUAGGUCAAGAUGUAUCGGGUUUGAAAGGUGUUAUGAAGGAACUGAUACCUAAGCACCAGGAAGAGGUGAAGGCGUUUCGUCAGCAACAUGGCAAUACCAAGAUCGGAGAAAUCACGGUCGAUAUGGUGUAUGGCGGUAUGCGAACAAUGAAAAGUAUGAUCUGCGAGACCUCAGUUCUCGACGCUGAUGAGGGAAUCCGUUUCCGUGGCUACACGAUCCCAGAGUGCGAGAAACUCCUGCCCAAGGCUCCCGGUGGAGGAGAGGAGCCACUUCCCGAGGGUCUCUUCUGGCUGUUGUUGACUGGAGAGAUCCCAACUGAAGCUCAGGUUAAAGGCGUAUCACAGGAAUGGGCAGCGCGAGCAUCCCUCCCCACCCACGUCGUAAACAUGUUGAACAGCUUCCCUCGACAUGUCCACCCAAUGUCACAGUUCAGUGCAGCCAUCACUGCCCUCAAUACCGAGAGUAAAUUCGUCGAGGCAUACAACGCUGGAGUUCACAAGUCGCAAUAUUGGGAGUCAAUUUACGAGGAUGCCAUGGACCUGUGUGCCAAGCUCCCAACACUAGCAGCCAUCAUCUACCGCAAUUUAUACAAAGACGGCAAAGUCUGCGCAAUUGACACUAACCUGGACUGGUCCGCUAACUUCUGUAACAUGUUAGGUUAUGAUAACCCCAACUUUACAGAACUCAUGCGGCUGUACUUAACUAUUCACAGUGACCAUGAAGGUGGCAACGUCAGUGCGCACGCGUGCCAUCUUGUAGGCAGUGCUCUCUCGGACCCGUAUCUCAGCUUCUCCGCUGCCAUGAAUGGACUGGCCGGCCCUCUCCACGGUCUUGCAAACCAGGAGGUGCUUAUCUGGUUGACUGCUAUAAGGAAGGAACUAAAAGAUCUUUCGGAUGAAUCCAUCAGGGAGUUUAUCUGGAACACUUUGAAAAGCGGACAGGUCGUUCCCGGUUAUGGGCAUGCCGUCCUUAGAAAGACUGACCCCCGUUAUGAAUGCCAGCGAGGAUUUGCCCUCAAACACUUGCCCGAUGAUGAAAUGUUCCAGCUUGUAAGCCAGCUAUAUAAACUUGUACCAGAUAUCCUAUUAGAACAAGGCAAGGCCAAGAACCCCUGGCCCAAUGUAGAUGCUCACAGUGGAGUGCUACUGCAGUAUUUCGGGAUGACAGAAAUGAAUUACUACACAGUCCUGUUUGGCGUCUCGCGUGCCAUGGGUGUGAUGGCAUCACUUAUCUGGUCUCGCGCUCUCGGACUCCCCAUCGAACGACCAAAGUCAAUGAGCACGGAAGGUCUAAAGAAAUUUGUGUCGAAAUAAAUGCUAGUGUGACAAAUAGUGCCAGUUGUGUCCUUCAACUCCUCAAGUAACCACCUGUACUCUUUAACGAGUGUCAACGAUUUUGACAUUUUCACUUCUUUCCUAUUGGCAUGACUCCAAAUUCAGAACCAGGAUCGAUGCAGUUUUGUGUUUUCACUUAGAUUAUUGUGUUAAGACAGGUGCUGUACGCUUAUUCUGAUCUCGCUGUUGUGGUAUUUAGUACUAUGGCCUAUAGGCUCCAUCAAAAUGGUACAGAGUUAUUCUGUGCAUUUGUUGUGGGUAGGCCUAGAUAUGCAAUGUUUGAUGUUAGGAGUCGUCAAGUAAACCAAUAAACAGAAUCUGCAGACAUUUGUUUGUCAUAAACUGGUGUUUUAUUCAUUACAUGUAUGUGCUAGUUUUCAUGCUGCUUUGCAGCGAAAGGUGUGUCAUUAUUAAUUUAUUAAGGUCUCAUGUCAACAGCCGUUCCAUUCUGAUUGUAAUAGCUGACACUAAUUGUUUAAUUUUACUAGAAAUUGGUAAAUAUCGCUGUUGUGAGACAAUUAGAUUAGUAUCACAAUUUCGGCCAGAUUAAGUCCUGAAAACAAAGGCAAUGUUAUAUUGUUAACUUUUUUUCCACAGGGACCACAACAUUUCUUGAUUCAAAAUGGUUUGUUAGGACAUCGGUGUUAAAAUACAUGUAGAUGCCACUGGUUCAUUGCAUUGAGGGUUGUUGUGACAUGUACACAUACUGGGAAAUGUUGCGAAAUGUUACCGCUUUCAUUUGGAAUGUGUUUAUCGUUAUCAACAUUAUCAUUCUCCAACUAGAACAGUUUGCUUGUUUUGCAUCAUGUGAUGGGGUCAGAGGGAUUAAGCUUAUCCUUCUGCAGAUGAAGCUGGUUUAUCUUUGUAACCACUUUGUGCGGUCGAUUGUACCAUGAAUGCAUUGUACUGAAGCCAUAAAAAACUUUGUGCAAAAACUUUCUGGCCCGAAUUUUGCUCUGUCGGCUCAAUACAGUGGUGUGCACAUGAAUAUAAUUGAGAGCCAAAACAACAUCUGGGAUGUUUUUGCUGCUUUCUCAAAACAAAGAAACUACAUAUGUCUUGAUGGCUCUGACCUCUUCAUGAUAUAUGAUAAACUUACCUGUAUUAACUCUCUCACAAGCUGCAUACGAUAUUAUUUUACUCAAAGUUGAAGGCAGAAGUUACUGUGGCAAAGAGAGUAGAUAUGCAUGUAAUGAUUGUACAUAUUUUGUUGAUACAUAUAUAUUGACUCGUUGAAUUCCUGUCCAAAUAUGUGUACUUCUUUUGAAGCAGAUACUGUAUAUGACAUCUGUAAAGGAUUGAUAUCUUUUGAUGUAAACUCUGUGCAGAUGCUGUCUGUUACGUACGGGUAUUGUAGAUUUUCAAUUUUCGUUGCUUGACCUUCUGGUAACCAUAGUUUGACAUCAUUCCCCCUUUGAACCAGUGUGGACAUUUUGCAGUGUAAUUAGACUAAUAAUAAACUAAUUAAUAUUUCGUGAUAA
This is a messenger RNA of Lineus longissimus, 3446 nucleotides long. RefSeq names its product citrate synthase, mitochondrial-like. Gene Ontology annotation, biological process: citrate metabolic process; carbohydrate metabolic process; tricarboxylic acid cycle. Gene Ontology annotation, cellular component: mitochondrial matrix. The record is from RefSeq and is a predicted model, not a curated record. NCBI's taxonomy places the organism in Eukaryota, Metazoa, Nemertea, Pilidiophora, Heteronemertea, Lineidae. The coding region runs from base 262 to 1944 and encodes 560 amino acids. The transcript has 10 exons.